Phasianus colchicus (ring-necked pheasant) is the source of this 936-nucleotide messenger RNA. It is a transcript of the gene GABARAPL2, whose product is annotated as GABA type A receptor associated protein like 2. The record is from RefSeq and is a predicted model, not a curated record. NCBI's taxonomy places the organism in Eukaryota, Metazoa, Chordata, Aves, Galliformes, Phasianidae.
AUUUUGUUGUGACAGGGCCCGUGACAGCCGCAGGCCCCGCCGCCUGGCUCGGCUCCCUUCUUGCCCGCACCUGGGCCUCGUCGCUGGCUCUGCUUCCCGCCCAUCUCGCGCCAUGAAGUGGAUGUUCAAAGAGGACCAUGCGCUGGAGCACAGAUGCGUGGAGUCGGCAAAGAUCCGCGCCAAAUACCCUGACCGUGUCCCGGUCAUAGUGGAGAAGGUAUCAGGAUCUCAGAUUGUUGAUAUUGACAAAAGGAAAUACUUAGUUCCAUCUGACAUCACUGUGGCCCAGUUUAUGUGGAUCAUCAGGAAGAGGAUUCAGCUGCCCUCUGAGAAAGCAAUAUUCCUCUUUGUAGACAAGACUGUCCCACAGUCCAGCUUAACUAUGGGACAACUUUAUGAGAAGGAGAAAGACGAAGAUGGAUUCUUAUAUGUUGCCUACAGUGGAGAGAACACAUUUGGUUUCUGAAUGGUGGAUCUUGGCUACUAUACCAUCCUGCUGUGUAUCUUGUAAAUAGCUGAUCAUUUUCUGUUCUGACAUCCACAGAAGUUCCUUCUAUAUACAUGCAUUUGUAACUGGAUUUAUUUCCUAAUAUAGAUAGGUCUUGUUUUAUUAGACUGUUAAAUUAUGAAAAAAAAAGUUUUUUGUGUUUUUUUCUCAUGGCUAUGAAUUCCUAGAGCCUCAUUCCUUUGGGAGAUACAUUUACACAUUGAUUAAAUAAUAAAGCUAAGUAGUUGGGCUUCUAAGACAUGGAAAGAAGAAUGCACAUUUAUUCUGUUUUGAGAUGUUAAGUUUGUGAAAAAUGAAAGCAUUGCAUUAGUAUUGGGAACACUGGAGUUGCUAGAUUAUCCUAAGCGGUAGCAAGAUGUUGAUCAUGUUAAAACUGCAAUAGUAUGUACCUCUUUCUCACUUAACAAACAAUAAAAAUUCCUACCACA